AUGUUGAGGUUGGGAUUUGUGUUUCUGAGUUUGAUUCUCAUCCCUUCACUGCCGACGGCACUGUCUAAGUAUGAUGGUAUAGAGCCUUUGCUUCGGCGUCUGGAUUCCAAAAGGGCACCUCCAUCGGUGCAAGAAGCUGCAGCCGUUGGUCUUCUCAAAAGACUGCUUCCAACCCAUUUGUCCAGUUUUCAGUUCAAAAUAGUGUCCAAGGUCUUUGCCCUUUUCCUUUCUCACUUCAUUAGUGGAACCACUGCUGUUGAGAUUGCAUCUGGUCUCCAUUGGUAUCUUAAGUAUUGGUGCGGUGCUCAUGUCUCCUGGGAUAAGACAGGUGGCGUUCAGACAACUUCAAUCCCUGAGCCAGGGUCACUACCCCGUUUAAAAGAUGAGGGUCUGAAGAUUAAACGACCAGUUCCAUGGAAUUAUUACCAAAAUGUUGUUACCUCUAGUUAUUCAUAUGUUUGGUGGGACUGGGAAAGGUGGGAAAAAGAGGUUGACUGGAUGGCACUUCAGGGGGUGAACCUGCCCUUGGCAUUUACUGGGCAGGAAACAAUUUGGCAAAAGGUUUUUAAGGUAUUGGGAAAUUUGGAUGACCUAGCCUAUACUGUGACGAAAAUCUUGAAUUUCACAACUCUUGGAGAAGAAAUAAUUGAAGCAGUUCAUAUCUGCAUCAGUAUGCUAAAUGAACAGCAAAUUGUGGAUCAAAUUGGAUACUGGGGUGGGCCAUUAUCUCAAAAUUGGUUAGAUCAACAAUUGGUGUUACAGAAACAGAUAAUCUCUCGAAUGUUAGAGCUGGGGAUGACACCAGUGCUUCCAUCUUUCUCUGGGAAUGUUCCAGCUGCUUUGACAAAGAUAUUCCCUUCGGCAAAAAUAACUAGACUUGGUGACUGGAACACUGUUGACAGUGAUCCUCGCUGGUGCUGUACUUACCUUCUUGAUCCCUCUGAUCCUUUAUUUAUUGAAAUAGGGAAGGCUUUUAUAAAAAAACAAAUUAAAGAAUAUGGGGAUGUAACGGACAUUUACAACUGUGACACAUUUAAUGAAAACCGCCCGCCUACCAAUGAUCCAGAGUAUAUAUUGACUCUGGGAGGUGCAGUAUAUAAAGGGAUUUCCGAAGGGGACAAGGAUGCUGUCUGGUUAAUGCAAGGCUGGCUCUUCUACUCUGACUCGUCAUUUUGGAAGCCACCUCAAAUUAAAGCCCUUUUGCAUUCUGUCCCAUUUGGAAAGAUGAUUGUUCUUGAUCUAUUUGCUGAUGUAAAGCCAAUAUGGAAAUCUUCCUUUCAGUUUUAUGGUACUCCUUAUAUCUGGUGUAUGCUUCAUAAUUUUGGUGGCAAUAUUGAAAUGUAUGGAACCCUUGAUGCAAUUUCUUCUGGGCCUGUUGAUGCUCGAGUCAGUGCAAACUCAACAAUGGUAGGUGUUGGUAUGUGCAUGGAAGGAAUUGAGCAGAAUCCCAUCGUUUAUGAGUUGAUGUCUGAAAUGGCAUUUCGAGAUAAGAAAGUUCAAGUUCCGGAAUGGAUCAAGAGUUAUUGCAAAAGACGAUAUGGUAAAUCUGUUCAUCAAGUUGAGGCUGCUUGGGAGAUUCUUUAUCAUACAAUUUACAAUUGUACUGACGGAAUUGCUGACCAUAAUCAUGAUUUCAUUGUAAUGUUUCCUGACUGGGACCCAUCAACAAAUUCUGAAACUGGCGUAUCCAACAACCAGAAGAAUAUAUACUUGUUGCCACCUGGAAAUAGAAGGUACUUAUUCCAGGAAACACCUUCUGAUAUGCCACAGGCUCAUUUGUGGUACCCCUCUGAUGACGUAAUUAAGGCAUUACAAUUAUUCCUGGCUGGUGGGAAGAAUCUUUCUACAAGUCUCACAUAUAGGUAUGACCUGGUUGACUUGACACGGCAAGUAUUAUCAAAAUUUGCGAACAAGUUAUACUACGAUGCAGUUACUUCGUUUCAGAAGAAGAACAUUGAAGCUUUGCAAUUUUACAGCAAUAUGUUCCUUCAACUGAUAAAAGAUAUUGAUGUACUGCUUGCUUCGGAUGAUAACUUUCUUCUUGGAACCUGGCUUGAGAGUGCUAAAAAUUUGGCAGUGAAUCCAAGUGAGAUAAAGCAGUAUGAAUGGAAUGCUAGAACACAAGUGACAAUGUGGUUUGAUACCAAUGAAACUACUCAGAGCAAGCUCCAUGAUUAUGCCAACAAAUUUUGGAGUGGACUUCUGGAAAGCUACUAUCUCCCUCGAGCUUCAACUUAUUUUAGUAAUUUGUUAGAAAGCUUGAGACAAAAUAAGAAGUUCAAGCUGAUUGAGUGGCGAAAACAAUGGAUUUCACUGUCAAACAAAUGGCAGGAAGGCAAUGAGGUCUACCCAGUAAAGGCCAAAGGAGAUGCUCUAGCCAUCUCCCAAGCUCUCUAUCAAAAAUAUUUUGCUAAAUAA
This is a messenger RNA of Sphenostylis stenocarpa, 2418 nucleotides long. The record is from the annotation of a GenBank genome assembly. Lineage: Eukaryota; Viridiplantae; Streptophyta; Magnoliopsida; Fabales; Fabaceae.